Hypoxylon trugodes is the source of this 1462-nucleotide messenger RNA. RefSeq names its product S-adenosyl-L-methionine-dependent methyltransferase. The record is from RefSeq and is a predicted model, not a curated record. The transcript has a single exon. Gene Ontology annotation, molecular function: S-adenosylmethionine-dependent methyltransferase activity. Lineage: Eukaryota; Fungi; Ascomycota; Sordariomycetes; Xylariales; Hypoxylaceae. Bases 184 to 1119 code for a protein of 311 amino acids.
AAUUGGGUAUGGAUUGCAACACGACAUCGGCCGUUUUCCGAAUCCAUAACCGGCUUUUCGCCGAUAUCAUUCCCAUCUCAUCCGGAGAUAAGUCGAUUACAAAUUGUUUAAUUGAGAAACUGUUUCAUAAUUCUUCGUUACACGUCACACACCAGCAAAAGAAAAACCAAAAACUCUCCUAGUAUGUCACUCGAAGAGGAAACAUUCCGGGCAUACACCCAAGCCCAAGGCAGCAAUUACGCUGUAGGGCGACCCGGGUAUUCCCCAAAGCUGUACGAAAUUAUUAUCGGUCAUCAUACCUCCACAGGUGGGCAGCUCGACACCGUCAUUGAUGUCGGCUGCGGAACUGGCCAAGCAUCUCUAGACUUGGCCACCUACUUUACUCAUACUAUUGGCCUAGAUCCAUCAGAGGGUAUGAUCAGCGCCGCCCGCGCCUCUGCUAAGUCAGCGAACUUUCCAAUACGUUUUGAGGUAUCCGAUGCUGAAGCACUUGGCGUUGAUCUUAAGCCACCCAUCGCCGAUGUCAGCGUUGACCUACUCACAGCAGCUACGGCAGCCCACUGGUUCGAUAUGGCACGCUUUUGGACAAGCGCGGCACGUGUGUUGAAGCCCGGCGGUACCGUCGCUCUUUGGGCGAGGACUGGAAUGGCCGUGGACCCCAUUAGGACGCUAAAUGGUGUUGCAGUCAAAGCCGUGGUAGAUGAGAUAUUCACUAAUGAGCUGCAAACUUUCUCCAAGCUUGGUAGUAAAUUAACACGUGAUCUCUAUGUUGAUCUACCGCUGCCUUGGACCCUUAAUCCUCCCGUUGAAGGAUUCGAUCAAGGGAGCUUCUUCCGGAAAGAAUGGAACAAGUACCGAGAUGGUAGAAAUAACAACGAUCUUGGCACGGGAACGAUAGUCACGACUGAAGAGUUUGAAAAUUUAAUAGGUACAAAUAGCACGGUGACUAGAUGGAGAGAAGCACACCCUGACAAAGUUGGCACAGAAGAAGACAUAGGAAGGAAGAUGAGAAAGCGAAUAGAGAGCCUCUUACACGAAGCGGGUGUGGAGCCUGAUGAAGAGGUCCUAACGGGGCAAGUGGCAAUCGUACUGCUAAUGGUGAAAAAAGAUGUAGCAUAGAAGUAGCAGCCGAAAUGGUAUGAAAGCUACAGUGUACAGUAUUGUUGCGUAGAUUGUGACAUGCAUACGUGUUUCGAGAGCCUUAAACUAUGAAAGGUCGAAGUACUAGGUAUGCUCGUGGUUCCCUACUAACAAUCUUAUAUCCCCUGUAAAGCCAAUGACUAUAGGUACGCGCCUUAUUUAUGAAGCACUCAAUUCUGAAUGGAAUUCCAUAGAACAUCGACCUUUUGUAUGGAUGAGUCCACGCGGCGGUACGCAGAUGAUCAAGUUUCCGGCUGGGGGAAUAGCUCCUAUUUCUCCACCCCAAGACGACCGCCCUUGUUCCUGUAACCUACCUACCUAG